ACGAUGCCACACAGAUGUGCUGUUCCUGGCUGUGGUCAAACAAAACCUCUGAAUAAGCUGCCGAAAGAUCCAGACGUCAGGGAAAAAUGGAUGCAGUUUAUUUUUUGCGGACGACCCAGUCACGGCAGUGUUAACUUAAGCGUUUGUUCUGUACAUUUUAAGGAUGACUGUUUUGAGAACAAAUCUCAAUAUGAUGCUGGCUUUGCCAGAAAACUGUUGCUCAAAGAUAAGUCCGUGCCGACUAUUCUGGGAACAACGACGACGCAAACUGGUGUCAGUUCCAUCAUUCUUUCAUGUGACACUGAGAUGUUGCUGCUCAUAUUCCUCAUCUUUCAGCUGUUUGUGGAGGUUCAACCUCAAAAUAAGAGGCCAACAAUUAGAGUCAUCCAUGAAUCUCAACUUUCUGAAUUUAGGAUUUACUGUGAAAUACCACGAUCAGAUAUUGGCAGUUAUAAUUGUUACAUUUUCUCUGGAGAUCAGUAUAAAUACUUGAUAAAGACAGAGUCUGUGCAAAAUUCUGGAAAAACAAACUGUAUUUUUACAAUAACAGAAAAUUAUUUAUUCAAUAAUAUGAAGUCAGCAAAGAGUAAAUCAUUGAGCUGCAAAUAUUCUCUAAAAACAGAUCCACACAACCUUUCACAAUAUAGUGACAAAUACAACUUUACAUCUUUUUUACCCGUGCAAAAUCAGUCACCAAGUACAACAAAGAGAUCAACAUUAUAUUCAUCAUCAACUUUAUCUACUAUUGCUUCUACAAUAGAGUCAAAAAAAACUCCUCAUGCUUUACAUGAAGUCAGUAUUACAUUUAACACAACAACAGGUCAGAAAACUUCAACUCCUGGUAAAGGUUCUGGCCAUAGAACACCAAAAAUAAGAACAUUGCUUUUCAUUGCAUUGGCUGCCACCAGUGGUGGCAUUGCUCUGACUGGACUCGUGGGCAUCUGUAUAUGCUGCUUCACCUCAAAGAAACCAAGGAUUCGGAGGAGCAGCGUACCCAGUCAACAUCCUGCUGAAACUGAAGACAAUGAGGACCAUUCUGAAGAAAAUAAGGAUAACAUGUACCAUGUAUACUGCACUAUCCCUGAGAUCUCGGCAGACAGUCAUGCAUUUUACAGUCUAGUAGAGAUUCCAAACAAUCCUCUGCCAAUUUAAUAGGGUUUUAAUCAUGUUGUAAUUAAAUCUUUGUUACAGUGCUGCUAUGUUUUUACAGGGCAGUCUAUACAAAUGCAUAACUGAUGUCAGAUACUGAAAUGAGUCAGAUACAGGAAUUGGUUUGAAUGUGGAUUAUAUGGCUGAACAUGAGCUUUGUGGAAACAAGCAAUAAUACACCAUGAACCUUUACUACACUCUAAAGUCUACAUAUAGGCAAAACGUGUUACAAAAACAAGACACACUUUUCUAUGCCAGGCACAUGUAGUGGUUUGAUUCUGUGUGGUUUGAACAUUUAAGGCCACAUACUGUAUCUGCCCUGUUUCUCACUUCUCUAGUGGACAUUUCUCUUUUCCUUCAGUCUAUGUCUGAAUGCUCUGAUGAUUUUAACCAUGUGCUUUAUUCCAUAC
Molecule: messenger RNA, 1559 nt
Organism: Xyrauchen texanus (razorback sucker)
Lineage: Eukaryota; Metazoa; Chordata; Actinopteri; Cypriniformes; Catostomidae
Exons: 12
Coding region: 4-1152 (382 amino acids)
Molecular function (GO): sequence-specific DNA binding
Source: RefSeq, a predicted model, not a curated record